UAGUUAAUUAGUAGGAGUAUAUUAUGAAAUCAGGGAAAUUUUCCAUUUUUUUAGAAUUUUCACAAGGUCUGUAUAAAAGCAAAAAUAAACAAAUACAUGAGCCAGCCGGCAAGAUAAAUCAGUUAUAAAAAAGCCUAAAAAGAACCAUUUAGCAACACUUUUCUUCUGGUUCUUGUCUCUCACCUUCUUCUUCCACAAAGGUACUAGUAAUAAUAAUCAAGAAAAAUCACAAUGGGAGAUACCAGAGAGGAUCAAGAAGACAGAGCUAUGAUGGAAACUGCCGGAGUCUCGAGCUUCUCGGAGCUUCUUAUGUUGUCGGGCGGCGUUCUCAGCUCCUCCGACCACCACCUCAACGAUAUUGGUGCCGAUGGUGGAGAAGACAGCUUCGGUUUUGUAUUCUCCGGUUCAACUGGAUCAAGAAUGCUUUGUUUCAGUGGAGACUGCCAAAACGACGACGAAUCGCUCUUCCUACAACCUUCUCUUCCCUCCGGAGUCUCGGUUUCUGACCCUUCAUGCACUACCAACAUUUGCAAGAACUCAAACGACGCGUGUGCGGACAAUAAAUCUACCAAAUCAUCAACCAAGAGAAUCGGGUCGGUCAAUGGGCAAACUAUGGAUCAUAACCGAAAACCUAGCAAAAAAUGCAAGCAAAAUCAGGAGAAACCAUCAGUUGGAACUGCAAAGGUAAGGAAAGAAAGGUUAGGGGAAAGAAUUGCAGCCUUGCAGCAAUUGGUUUCUCCAUACGGAAAGACAGAUGCAGCUUCUGUGCUGCAUGAAGCGAUGGGUUACAUCAAAUUCUUACAGGACCAGAUUCAAGUCCUCUGCUCUCCUUACCUGACCAACUAUUCUCUUGACGGUGGUGUUGUUACCGGAGAUGUUAGGGCGGGGAAGAAAGUGAGAGACUUGAGAAGCAGAGGAUUGUGUCUAGUACCUGUCUCAUCCACCGUACUCUUGGAAAGUUCCAACGGCGCUGAUUUCUGGUCACCUGCUACUAUGGGCCACACUACGUCAUCCUCUCACUGAAUCAAGGAUAUUAAAUUGCUAUCCUAGGCAGUUUUUUUUCUUCUAGUCACCGGUUAUAUAGCCUUUUUUCUUUGCUGAAGAACUACUAAAAAUGUCUUUUACGAAAAUUCACCCAUUUUUUGUUUGUUUUUGAGGAUCAUUUGGGUGGAUAUAAAAAGGUCGAAAUCUUGUAUGUUUUACAACAUUAGAUAUAUUUAUAUAUUCCAAAGUGUUUUUUAUCUCAAUA
This is a messenger RNA of Brassica napus (rape), 1249 nucleotides long. Its product is annotated as transcription factor bHLH113. The transcript has 5 exons. Gene Ontology annotation, molecular function: RNA polymerase II cis-regulatory region sequence-specific DNA binding; DNA-binding transcription factor activity, RNA polymerase II-specific; protein dimerization activity. Lineage: Eukaryota; Viridiplantae; Streptophyta; Magnoliopsida; Brassicales; Brassicaceae. The record is from RefSeq and is a predicted model, not a curated record. Gene Ontology annotation, biological process: regulation of transcription by RNA polymerase II. The coding region runs from base 232 to 1023 and encodes 263 amino acids. Gene Ontology annotation, cellular component: nucleus.